This is a messenger RNA of Microdochium trichocladiopsis, 858 nucleotides long. Its product is annotated as Alpha/Beta hydrolase protein. Lineage: Eukaryota; Fungi; Ascomycota; Sordariomycetes; Xylariales; Microdochiaceae. The coding region runs from base 1 to 858 and encodes 285 amino acids. The transcript is spliced from 5 exons. The record is from RefSeq and is a predicted model, not a curated record.
AUGGCGAUCUCGACCCCACCUCGCCUCGAUGUCGAUAUCAAAACUCUUGACGGCGUGACGCUGCGCGGAUGGCUGUUCCCCGCCGCCUCGCGUGGCCCGGCCAUGAUAAUGACGCCAGGGUUCAACUUCCCCAAGGAUGCCAACCUGCCCGACAUUGCAAAGUGGUUCCAGGAACACGGCAUCACCGUUCUUCUGUAUGAUCCGCGCGGUAUAGGCGCGAGCGAAGGAGAGCCCAGAAAUGAGGUCGACCCUCUUCAGCAGAUCGAGGACCUCCAUGACGCCGUGACCUGGAUCAAGCAACAACCUCUGGUCGACGAGACCAAGAUCGCAUUGUGGGGAUUAUGUUGGGGAGGGAACGUCACCCUUGCGGCGACCGCGUUUGAACUUUUUUCUUUUCAUUUUAGCAAGCGCGUGGCGGCCACCAUAGCCAUGGCACCCAUGAUCAGCACGGACGGCAGCGCCGAGAGGCGCAAGCCUCUGCUGGAGCUCGCGAUGCACGACCGGGCGAGCCAGCUGCUGGCGGGCCAGAGCCCCAUGCACCUGCCCCACAUUGACGAGGACGGCAACAUGCCCAACGGGCAGGAGAUGGCGCCCGAGAUCGUUCCCGCGCUCGACCGGCUCGGCAUCGUCCUCGAGAAUCGCAUCUCGUACGUCGCGCCCACGCCCGCCAUGAUGGUCACGCCCGAGCUCGACGAGACGAGCCCCCUGGACAGUCAGCUUCAUUGCUUCACCCAGAUGGGGUACCCCAAGGAGUUGGACAUCUUGAAGGGGAGCGGUCAUUUGGACUGGAUGUUCAAGGAUCUAGAGCAGAUCCUGCGCAGGCAGUACGAUUUUCUGAAGAAACACAUGGAGUUCUGA